Molecule: messenger RNA, 2330 nt
Organism: Helicoverpa armigera (cotton bollworm)
Lineage: Eukaryota; Metazoa; Arthropoda; Insecta; Lepidoptera; Noctuidae
Gene: L130
Product: KIF-binding protein
Exons: 1
Coding region: 116-1777 (553 amino acids)
Source: RefSeq, a predicted model, not a curated record
UGCAACAAAACAGAAUGCAAUCAAAUCUGACAGUGCCAAGAAUCCAUGCAAAAAUUUUACUCGUUCGAUGUCAUUUCGUAUAAAUGAAAAAUUAUAAGUGUUAUAAUAAAACAAGAUGGAAACAUUAAAUCGGAUCACGACCACAUUCGAAAGCGUAAGAUCCAGCAUAAAGAGUAAAAACUCUUCAGAGCGCCUGCAAAACUUAAAGAAGGAUAUACAGACCCUAUCCAAUGAGUUGGUAGUCUUAGGUAAGGAGAAUCACGAUCAGUAUAUAAGGUCCCUAGCGAUGGAGGGCUACCUGGCUCUCCUCUCCGCCAAAACGAUGCCCUUAUCCCUUAUCGAGAAGAGGAACAUGCUGCAAGUGUCAUUUGACAAAUUGAAGGAGUUUGCACUGAGGGACGAGUGUCUCUUUAUCUUGUUAAGAAUACAGAAUCUCCUAUGUUACUACCUCAUCCAACUCGAUCAGAUAUCUGUAGCCCGCGAAAUUCUGGAAAGUAUGGAGGAUCUAUAUGAUCAGAUCAGCAAGUCUCAGCCCGAUAAGUUCCUUGAUGCAGAAGACUUGUUCACAGCAGAGCCGGUGAACAAUAUCAAACGUGUUAAUCCAGAAAAAAUUGACAAAGUCAUUACGAACAAUGUGCAAAUGCAGGCAUUCUUAUACAAUAAAAUGAAUCUACCUCACAAAUACACUUUGUAUAACCACACGGCGCUUCGAAGGCAACUAGAAAUGAAGGAAGGCACACCGCAAGACUGGGCUCUGAGGACGGCGCGACUGGGCAACUAUUUCACAUAUCUGAACCAAAUCGGUAAUGCUCGCCAUCACCUGUGCGCUGCCUACCACGUGUUGAGGACCUGCCACGACAAUUGCAAGCUCAUGCCUGAAGAAUUCGUGUUGCAGAAGGCUGAUUUUGAAAUUCAUUUCCUGGAGUUGAGCCAUCACUGGGUCAAAUACGGUUUGACGCUCUUUAAAAUGUCGAAGAAAAAAAUUUUGAAUAAAUAUUUUACGCAACCAUCGACGGGAGCAGACCUAUGGAAGACUGUGGACUUGCUCGAAGAUAGGCUGGAGAGCACGGAGAAAGUAGAAGAGGAAAAUAUGAAAGAUAUGGGUGCAGAAAAGUCCGGAAAGGGAGAUUGCACUCCAGAGAAGCUGUUCACCUUUCCGUCUCUGGAUUUAAAAGAGAUGGAGAGCAAGGUACCUUUAGAUAGCGUUUGCAGUGUUGAGGAAGCACGGAAGCUCUUCGCAUUCACAUAUAAAUGGCUAAUGCGCGCGAAGCACUACUACGACUUCGAGCAUCAUUCAGCCCAGUACAUAUCCUGCUCUUUGCAGCUGGCAGAGCUAUACGAGCACUUGGCCUUCUUCGAGCGAAAUAUUGAUAACCAGUACAGUAUCCAGAAGAGACGAGCCAACGUUCUGGAGACGCUCAACUCUUUACUGAAGACGUGUGACAACGUGAUGUCUGUGCAAAUCGACGUGAUCAGGGAGCUGUCGCAGGUUCAGCUGGAGUUGAUGGCGCUCAACUUGCAGAAGCUGUGGCGCGAGGAGUCGCAUACCAAUAUCUUUAAUAUGGACACGGAUGCAGACUCGAUAAUCAAUUCUCUGGACUCCGAAUCCAAUAAGACCUUGACGGAGAAAACUCUGAACACGUCCAGCAAGAAUAUGUUUUUGAGGAAAAUGGAAGCAGCUACUUCGAUCAACGGCAAGUUGUUCCGACUGAGUGGACAGCUGGUGGCUAGAACACCUUCCCAGCUCAGCUUCAGUACAGGAAUCCUCAAGAACUAAGUUGAAAAGAUCCUUCCAUCAAUCCCGUAUAAAUGCUACUGCAAAUAUUUGUCACGAGAAGUGUUUAUAUGGUGGUGUAAUUUCGACCUUUACAAAAUAACUUUUUUCAAAUUAUUUCUAUCGUCGGAUAAUAAAAUGCAAUUGUUUUGUACGUGGUUGGUUUUAUCCCACUGAUUUGAGGUCUGUGUCUGACAUGUGUUCGAUUCCUUUUGGGCAGAAAAUUCAGGGCAGCUUUGAUAUUGUAAUCAAACUUCACCCUAAAUUAUUUCCACUACUGAAGAGACGGCCAUUAUCGCUGUGCUUUUGCGAUCAAGAAUUUGCGUCACAUGUGAUGAUCAAUAACUAUACACGAGAGACAUAAAGUAGUAAGAAGAAAGGGGAGAUUAGAUUAGAAGCGAUUGGACAUUUGUGAUCGAAAAAAAAGGGAAAAAAUAACUGACCAAAAAAUACGGUUGCGUAAAUGGUGCCAACUGCGUGCAAAUGAUUCGAGUCCAAAUUAACAGUCACUUAAAUAUGUAUUAUUUAUAAUAAAUAAAAUAUCUUCCAUCAAUGA